Messenger RNA from Siniperca chuatsi (mandarin fish), 4377 nucleotides. It is a transcript of the gene cyth2, whose product is annotated as cytohesin 2. The transcript is spliced from 12 exons. Lineage: Eukaryota; Metazoa; Chordata; Actinopteri; Centrarchiformes; Sinipercidae. Gene Ontology annotation, molecular function: guanyl-nucleotide exchange factor activity. Gene Ontology annotation, biological process: regulation of ARF protein signal transduction. The record is from RefSeq and is a predicted model, not a curated record. The coding region runs from base 134 to 1384 and encodes 416 amino acids.
AAAGUCUGACACCGCUUCCGGUGUCGCCACCUUCUUUGUCUUCGGCCCAACAUUUCGACACAAGGGGUUGUCUAUUUUUUCCCUUAGUUUUGAGGAUAUAUUUACACAUAUAUCCGUAGUUUUCUAAUAUUGAAUGACAGUCGACUCUGAAAUAUUUAUGCCUAAAAGUAAAGCGCCAAAAAUGGAUGACCUGGACUACAUCCCAGUAGACCUGAGCCCAGAGGAGCGCUCUGAGCUGGAGGACAUCCGCAGGAGGAAGGGCAUCCUGCUGCAGGAGAUCCAGAGGCUCAGAGAGGAAUUAAGAGAGGCAAUUAUGGAGGUGGAGGGACUGGAGACCAGCACAGAGGGCAGUAAAACUCUACAGAAAAGUAGGCAUGUGGCAAUGGGAAGGAAGAAAUUCAACAUGGAUCCCAAAAAGGGCAUUGUGUUUCUGGUGGAGAAUGAGCUGCUCAGACACACUCCAGAGGACAUCGCUCAGUUUCUCUACAAAGGAGAGGGCCUCAACAAGACUGCUAUAGGGGAUUACCUUGGAGAAAGGGAUGACUUCAACAUCAAAGUUCUUCAGGCCUUCGUUGACCUCCAUGAGUUCACUGAUCUCAACCUCGUCCAGGCCCUCAGACAGUUCCUGUGGAGUUUCCGUUUGCCUGGUGAAGCUCAGAAGAUCGACAGAAUGAUGGAGGCCUUUGCUCAGAGAUACUGCCACUGCAACCCUGGCGUCUUCCAAAGCACUGACACAUGUUACGUGCUGUCAUUUGCCAUCAUUAUGCUGAACACAAGCCUCCAUAACCCAAAUGUGAGGGACAAACCUGGAGUGGACCGUUUCAUCUCCAUGAACCGAGGCAUCAACGAGGGGGGAGACCUGCCUGAGGACCUGCUCAGAAAUCUCUACGACAGCAUUAAAAAUGAGCCCUUCAAGAUCCCAGAGGACGACGGCAACGACCUGACACACACUUUCUUCAACCCGGACAGAGAGGGCUGGCUUCUAAAACUUGGGGGACGAGUGAAAACCUGGAAACGGCGAUGGUUCAUUCUCACAGACAACUGCCUUUAUUACUUUGAAUACACCACAGAUAAGGAACCACGAGGUAUCAUUCCCUUGGAAAACCUCAGUAUCCGUGAGGUAGAAGACCCAAGAAAACCUAACUGCUUUGAGCUGUACAUCCCCAACAACCGUGGUCAGCUGAUUAAGGCGUGUAAGACGGAGGCUGAUGGGAGAGUAGUGGAAGGAAACCACAUGGUGUACCGUAUCUCUGCCCCCACACCUGAGGAGAAGGACGAAUGGAUCCACAGCAUCAAAUCUGCUGUGAGUGUUGACCCCUUCUACGAAAUGCUUGCUGCCAGGAAGAAACGUAUAUCACUGAAGAAGAAGGAGGAACAACCGUAGAUUAUUCCCUUCAUUCUCUCCCUGUCUUCCUUUUGUCUUUCUCAUCUCUCCUUCCAACACUGGACACGCUUUCACCCCUGCUCCUCACUACCUGUUCAUAAGUUUUGUUACCCCUCUUUCCCCCGUCCCCAAACAACAUCCUCUCCCCGAUAUGAGGGCUCCUUGCUAUCCUGUCUACCAGGCUCUUGAAAGCCACAUUCAGAGUGAAGAGCUCACCCGAUGUGGCUGCCUCUUCUUAUCUUACACUACUGCUGUUAUACACAACCUGACACACCACAGCCAAAGCACACUGUCUGUCCCGUCUUCUCACCACAUUCCUCCUGACCUGAAGUCGUAGACCAUAUUUCCACUAAUGUUGGUGAUUGUUCCUAUUUUGGCCUUUCAUCCACACAUAGCCAACUUCUCGAAAACUGCUCACAGAAUAUGCAAACGCAGUGAAAAUGGAGGAUUUUAAAAUGCAACGAUUGUCAUUAUGUCAGGCGUCUUAAUGAAUUUGUGAGAAUCUUCCUUUUCCUUCCAUCUUCACAGUUGCUCUGUAAACCACAAACAAAACUUUGAAAGCAGCAGUUGCUCAGCAGAAAUGCAUAAGCCUGCCGGCUGAAGCAGCUUGGGCAUGUUUACUAGAAGACACUUUAUAUUUCUCUAUUCUUGCUUUUCAAUAUGUACAGCAGACUUCUAGACAACUAUCUGAAAAUGCUAGUGUUGACUGAAAUCUUCUAAACAGGUAUCUUUUUAUAUAUAGUUAUAAAAAAAACAUUAGUGUGAAUAUGGUCUUAUUCAGGAUAGCAAGCAGCUUCAGUUCUCGUGAAGUCACAUGAUUGAUGCCGCCUAAAAGAGAAAUUGCCUUUCUUGAUUGUGCUUACACCAGACAAAAUGUGAAUUCACUACUCAAACACUUACGACAUGUUUAUCAGAGAAGAUAGAUGAAUCAGUUGAAGUCAAAGAUCCAAACAAAGCAGCAAAUGAUUUCAGGUUACUGAGAUGGGCCCAUUGCUUUCUAUAGUACUCUUAAUGGCUUAGAUACACAUUACUACUGUCUACACUUAGAUACUGUAACCAUUAUGUGAGGAAAAUGUCACUGUUCAUUACUGUUUAUAUUGACACAAGACUCACAUCACCACAUGGUCUUCAAAUAUUGUUGGGUUUUGAAGGCAAAAAGGUUUCUUUACUUUCAGAAUUAAUGGAGACAAAUGCAAGCAGUUUCUCUCCUUCCAGAUAGCUGCUUGUUUCAGCUCACUGAGUCAAUGUAUAUGUUCUUUAGCAUGUUUCUUAACAUGUUUGAGCAAUAGCAGAGUAAACCGUAGUUCCAGUCUGGAGGCUUGUUAACAAAUCAUUUUUAACACUAUACUGAGCAACGAUCAACAUGUCCUCUCAGAUGUUAUGUUCUAGCAUGCCACAAAUCAUUUCUUCCUUGCUCAGCACUACAAGAACAUCGACAUCUCUCUCACAAGUAAUAACUCUGUCAGACAUUUAACUGUUAGAGCCUGGUCUGUCCGCUAUAGUGAGUUUCAAGAAAUCACAAAGGCAGCUCAUUACAAUGUAUACUUUUUUGUAAAUAGAUGUUAGCAUAUUUGUUUACGAUACACAUAGAAAUGAUUUAAUUUAUUCUUUAUCUUUUGUUAAAAUCUGAUUUUUGUACAAGCUACUGUAGGACUGCAUGUUGAUAAACUGAGGCAUCAGUCGUAGGUACUGAUGCAUCGCUGAUCAUGCUAGUGCAAUGAUUUGAAAAGUGUUAGUGUUCCCUGUUGACUUGGAAAAAUUGUUAAAAUGUGGAAGUUGAUUUAUGCAUUAAGUAAAUUGUCUUAAUCAUAGUGUUUUUGGAAAAUAAGAUAUUUAGGAGAUGUUUAGUAGUCUGAUUUAUCUCUUGACCACCUUGUUGGUUUUUUGAGUAAACUUAGUAGUCUGAUUUAUCUCUUGACCACCCUGUUGGUUUUUUGAGUAAACCAGACUCAGUAAAGCACAAGCAGUAAACAGUCUGGCACUCUGUUUAACUAGCGACUAGUUUUUGUUUCAUUGGCUGCUCAGUGUCAGUUUGAAGUAUGAGGAUAAUAUUCACAUGCUAAAAUUGAAAUUUUCCAUCAUACCACAGUGAUAAACAAUGAAGAGACAACAAAACAAGGAACACUAACAAAGCUUUGAUUCAUUAUAUAAUAGUAAAAUAAUUCAGAUGCAAUGAAUCAGUAACAAGUUUAGAUUUGUGUCCAGUGAUAGAUUUGCUUGGCACCCAGUUCAUAAACUUAUUUCUAGUAGUUUAUUGCACUGGCAUUUUUAGAUGGUAGUGAAAAUAAUUGUCUACUGCACUUUAUCAAUUUUAGCAUUUUGGAGAAAAUGCUGUUACUUUGACUGACAAUACACCAAUACUCUGUAGCACCCUCUACUGGUGAUCCCACACACUGCAAUAUGCUGAAGGAUAAACCAUGAACUGUGUAGAAAUACUGUAUAACGCCACCACCUGGUCACUGCCAGCUAUAGCUGGAACAGUUUCUGACCAACAUGUACUGUAUUUGUUGAGCUAAAGUUGUUCACCUGAUAAAGAUCAUGAUGUUUGAAGCUAAAUGGGGUCUUCUCUCUGUGAUCAGAACAUGUAGUCCUUGUUUUAAAGACACAGCAAGUGAUUGGUCCGUCAAAUACAGAUUUACAAUUGCCUUUUACUCUCUUACUUCAUCAAACUGACAAAAGCCUAACUUUAUAUCUCCAUGUUAGUACUUAUACACAUUACAUGGACUGUCUAUAGGCCUUCACUUUCUGGGAAUUCUUGAAGUGCAAAGUUGCCAAAAUAAACUGUUGGAACAACAAAUGUUUCCAUUAGAACAGAAGAAUGAACACUGAAAUGAUCAGACUGAAAUUGGGCCUCUGAUUCCUGUGACCCCAGGGCCACCUCUUUCAGAAAAUGUGUUUAUUUUGUAUUUAUUUAUUUUUAUUUACUGUGAGGUGAAGAUGGAUAGAUCAUCUGUAAAUGUAGCAAAAGGAAAACAAUAAAAGGUAAACCGAGA